Gloeophyllum trabeum ATCC 11539 is the source of this 954-nucleotide messenger RNA. RefSeq lists its product as uncharacterized. The record is from RefSeq and is a predicted model, not a curated record. The transcript is spliced from 6 exons. The coding region runs from base 1 to 954 and encodes 317 amino acids. NCBI's taxonomy places the organism in Eukaryota, Fungi, Basidiomycota, Agaricomycetes, Gloeophyllales, Gloeophyllaceae. Gene Ontology annotation, cellular component: Golgi apparatus; TRAPP complex. Gene Ontology annotation, molecular function: protein binding.
AUGGCUCGGGACCGCAUAGUCACUACAGACCCUGAAGACAUUUCUCUCGUAUUGGACCUAUGGUACCUCCGCAUAUCCUCAUUAGCUAGGCUUCGGCUCACCAACCAAGCCUCCGCCGAGAUGAACAACCUCUUCUCCGUGCUCUACUCCCUCCAGCCCGACUUCGCGCGCGAGUACCUCCUCGACCGGCUCCUCCCGUUCGAGCUCGAGGUCCUGCACGCGCGCGGCAAGUACUGGGCGGGCGACCACAUGGGCUACCUCGACGCGCUCUGGGCGCUCGUCAGCAAGUGCCGGCGGAAGGCCAAGGACGCGCUGAGGCGGAAGGGGAGGCGGGUCGCUGCGGACGCGGGCGGCGCGGAGAAGGAGAUGUGGGUUGAGCGCGGGAGUAGGGUCGUGCUCAUCAUCGCGUCGCAGCUCAUUGAGAUGAAGGACUUUAUAGCUGCGACGAAAGUCCUCGCACCGCUACUAUCAGCCAGCCCGCGACCCGCGCCGGAGCUGCAGUCCGCAGUGGCCCGGAUAUACCUGCAGGCGGGCCACCUCUCCAUCGCAGCGCAGCAUAUCGCCGAAGUGGAGUCCCACCCCGCCGCAAGUCAAACCAUGAAGGACAUGAAUGCCGCGAUGCUCGCCACCGCAGAGGGCGACUGGGCUAAAGCGGCAGAGAUCCUUCAAGGGGUUCUAGCGAGGGAACCCGAAAACUUCGCGGCUGUGAACAACCUCGCGGUGGUCCUACUCAGCCAGGGUUUGAUCAAGGAGGGUAUCGACGUACUAGAGAAGGCACUAAGCACAUCGCCGUCUACUGUCGUAGUUGCAGAGCCCUUCUUGUUCAAUCUGUCGACGCUGUAUGAGCUUCGCUCCGCAACAGCAGCGCACAACAAACGCAACUUGCUCAUUGAGGUCGCCAAGUGGAGCGGGGACGGUCUGAAAACAGCUUGUCUCAAGAUGCCAUCGAAUUAA